Molecule: messenger RNA, 1584 nt
Organism: Camellia sinensis
Lineage: Eukaryota; Viridiplantae; Streptophyta; Magnoliopsida; Ericales; Theaceae
Source: RefSeq, a predicted model, not a curated record
UAGAUCCCUAUAACAAAAUUAAAUUUCAAAUUUUAAUAUAUUCUGUAAUUAUCUAAAAGGUGCAUGGCUUAACGUUUAUAUUGUUUAGCAAAUAUCCUUAAUACAUUAUUUCAUAUUAGAAGUUGUAUAGUUACUAUAUGCUAAUAUUUGAUAUUUCAUCAGAUAUGGAUAAUCAUGUUGGAGGUGCAGGAGAUUCCCCUGGAAUUGGUGGAGGUUGCCCCGUUAUUGGGGCAACAGAUAUGGAUAAUCAUGUUGGAGGUGCAGGAGAUUCCCCUGGAUUUGGUGGAGGUUCCCCCAUUAUUGGGGCAACAGAUAUGGAUAAUCAUGUUGGAGGUGUAGGAGAUUCCCUUGGAGUUGGUGGAGGUUCCCCCAUUAUUAGGGCAACAGGUACUUAUCUAUCUAUCUAUAUUAUAUAUAAAACCAAAAUAUUUUAGAGUUCUAAAUUAAGAAUUCUAAUGGAGUUGUAGCGAUAGUAGGGAUGUGAUGUUUUGGUUUUUUUUUUUUCAUUGCUAAGUGUAUGGAGCUCUCUUUAGAGCUCUAUUUUUAGAGGGAUGAAUAACUACCCUAUAUAAAAUUAGUGGUGACCUGUGCGAUGUACGAAAAAUUAUUUUUAAAAUGAAAAUUUAAUUUUUAGUCUUAAUACUUCAUGUGUAGAAAAUUUUAGCAAUUGAAAACUAAAUACAAAUAAAUUUUAAAUGAGGUCAAUAUUUAUUUUAAAAACACGUAAGAUUGAGAGUGUGUUGAGAAUGUCUAUAUUUAGUGGAGAAUUCUAUAAUACACAUUUAUAUAUCCUAUUUACCCUUAAUUAUACAAUUAUUUAUUUAUUUAUUUAGUCAUGACAUUAUUUUGAGAUAUUUGGUUAUACUUCGUAUAUUGUUUGGCUAUGAAUUUUUUUUUCCGUUAUGACUUAGAAAGUAUGAAGUUAUGUUAUGUUUUUUGACUGUAAUUAUAAGUUGCAUAUGGUAUGCACGUUUUAAGAUGGUGUAUACCCUAAUCUUUACCAUAUAUAAUAUAAACGAUAUAUAUUAUUUUGCUCUUGGUUGUUUUGUAUUUCAAAUGAUGAUUUUAAGAAUAUCAAAUAUAUAAAUAUCUUAUGUAUAGUUGUACCUAAGUCGGAUGCCUAGCAUAGUGGGUAGUAUUUAUGACUACCCAAUUUGUAUAGUGAGAGGGUAAUUUAUAUAUAAAUUGGGCCGAGCUGGGUAGUGGGCCGUUGUGGGCCACAGUAAGAAGGGCAGAGUAAAAGGGCCUUGGCGUUAGCCCGGUCCAAGAGAGCCUUGGAGUUAGCCCGGUCUUAGAAAGCCUUAUUGUUAUCCCGGUCCUGGAGAGAUUUGCGGAUAGCCCGGUCACCACACUCUGAGUUAGCCCGGUCAUGGCAUAAUGCAGUUAGCUCGGUCAGACCUAACCAUUCGUUAGCACGGCCUAAGCACACUAUGGAUUAGUAUGGUUUGUACAGAAGAAACCAAGGUACACGCAGUGAAAGGAAGAACCGAGCUAGGUGGAGCUCGGUCUAUUUUGCGGCUUUAGCAUGGCCAUGUUAUCUCGGUUAUAUUGGGACCCGACCAUGGUAAAACCAUCUCACUUGGU